AUGGUUGUCCCUAAGGCUAAAGUACCGGAUGUUCUACAGCUGUACCAUAGUGGUUGUUCAGGAGGCCACCUAGGAGUUAAACGAACUCUACUGAAGAUUCGAGAACGAUUUUACUGGAUCCACUGUCGUGAGGAUGUCGAGGACUGGUGCCGCAAAUGUACAAGUUGUGCGGCUGUAAAGGGACCUCAAAUUCAUAGUAGAGGCGCAUUGAAAUUGUACAAUGUUGGUGCACCAUGGGAGAGGAUAGCCAUUGACGUUGCGGGGCCGUUUCCGGAAAGUGAAAGUGGUAACAAGUAUUUCAUGGUUGUGAUGGAUUACUUCACUAAGUGGCCAGAAGUCUUCGCCAUUCCAAAUCAAGAAGCUUCAACAGUUGCAGAUAAACUAGUUCAUGAAGUCUUCUGUCGUUAUGGAGUACCCUUAGAGAUUCACAGCGAUCAACGAAGGAAUUUCGAGUCUCAAAUAUUCCAGGAAACUUGCAGAGUUAUGGGUACUCAUAAAACACGAACAACUUCUUACCACCCACAAUCUGAUGGAAUGGUAGAACGAUUUAAUCAGACAUUGGAAAGGUACCUGGCAAAAGUUGUGGAAAAAGGGCAACGAGACUGGGACAGUUGUCAUAUCGAAGCGCUGUUCACGAAAGUACAACAGUGA
Molecule: messenger RNA, 651 nt
Organism: Parnassius mnemosyne (clouded apollo)
Lineage: Eukaryota; Metazoa; Arthropoda; Insecta; Lepidoptera; Papilionidae
Source: the annotation of a GenBank genome assembly